AUGACGACGGAACAUGAUUUAGAACGUUUUUGUGCACGGUUCGGAAAUGUUAUCGAGUGCACUAUCUUUCCAGUGGAUGAAAUAUCGAGAAAACGUUCCGGUUAUGUUAAAUUUGCUUCGUGUCAUUCCGCCGAGAAAAUGUACCAUCAAUCCCGUGACACACCAUUUUCGAUCGACCAAUCAACGCUUGAUAUCGAACUCGGUCGUGGAGCUUCUAAUCUAUCAACGGAUGAACAUAAAAAGAAAAUCCUGACUAUCUUCAAUAAGAAGUCGAGUCAUUCGUCAACGACUUACAUUUUACAUAUUGAAGGUCAGAUAACAAACAACGAAGAAUUAAUCGAGUAUUUAAAGAGUAAACCGUUGAGUAUCAAGUUUAUCGAACAAGUCGAUGAUAAUGGAGGUAUUGUCAAGAUGGGUGCACAAGUUACAUACAAUGAUAAAGAACUAGUCGACCGUAUUCUGGAACAGAAGGAUGAAAGAUAUAAGACUAAAUUGGUAGCGACAAAAACUUCCAAUAAACGUGAACAUGAAAGUCAACCAUCGUUGUAUGCAAAGCGUUCGAAAUUAUCUCAAAGUAUUCAUUCUUCCAUCGAUUUUCACCUUCGAAGUAUAACUAAACUUACGCGUGAUCUUCACGAAGAGAACGAACAUUUACAAAACGAUAAAAGCGUGUUGAAAACAAAUGUUCGCGAGCAAACAUCGAAGAUCAAACAAAUGGAAGCGGAAACGGCGGAUUUAAUCGAAUCAUCGAACAAAGCUCACUGCAUCGCGAAAUGUAUUGCUGAGAAGUACAAACUACGAGAAGAAGAGUAUCAAAAACAUAGCGACAAUUCGAAUAAAGUUAUUUUGGAACUCGAGACAUUGCUCAAAACAACCAACGAACAUUUCAGUAAAGCAAAAGAAGAAAUCCAAUAUUUAACGAAUCAAGUCGCAUCGCUCAAAAGACAAUUGGAAGAAUCAACUAACAGACAGUCUCCCAGUAUUCGAGAGUAUGAAAUUGAACAGUUUUUCUUAGCUGUAGAACAAUAUUUGACAUGA
This is a messenger RNA of Adineta ricciae, 1038 nucleotides long. NCBI's taxonomy places the organism in Eukaryota, Metazoa, Rotifera, Eurotatoria, Adinetida, Adinetidae. The record is from the annotation of a GenBank genome assembly.